Ogataea polymorpha is the source of this 2918-nucleotide messenger RNA. RefSeq lists its product as uncharacterized. Lineage: Eukaryota; Fungi; Ascomycota; Pichiomycetes; Pichiales; Pichiaceae. Gene Ontology annotation, biological process: proteolysis. Gene Ontology annotation, molecular function: metalloexopeptidase activity. The transcript has a single exon. Bases 1 to 1134 code for a protein of 377 amino acids. The record is from RefSeq and is a predicted model, not a curated record.
AUGAUUUUUGGGCUUCUUUUUGUAGGAUUGGCAGCAGCGUUGCCGCUAUUUGGCCAGCAAUACCAUUUAAUUUCUCUGCAACCCAAUGAACUGACAAAGGUGACGGAGGCCCAGCUGUGGCGGCUGAAGCAGCAAAACACCCGAUUUCUGGACCUCACAGCGAGCUACCCCACGUUGCUGGAGCCAAUGAGAGAAGGACAAUCAGUCAGGGUUACUCUGGAAAAGCCAGCUAUUGUGUACAAUUACCCUAAUGCGUCCGAGUUCCACGAGAAAGAGGUGAACUCGCUUCUCGCCGACAUCGAUCCUUCAAAGAUCCAGGGUACAUUGGAAGAGCUGAGCUCGUUCAAGUCACGGUACUAUAAGUCUGAAAAAUACCUGGACUCCUCUAUAUGGGUUUACAACAAGCUGUUAGACUAUGCGCUUGGCAGCGAUAACUACAACCUGACGGUGGUCAACCACGAGAAAUUUCCGCAAUCGUCGUACAUUUUGCGGAUAACGGGCACCAACAACUCUGUCGAAACCCCGACCAUUGUUCUUGGAGCACACAUCGACUCCAUGAAUUUGGUGCUACCUUCGUUUUUGCGUGCUCCGGGCGCAGACGACGAUGGUUCUGGUGUGGUGACGCUGCUGGAAACGCUGCGGAUCGUGACGGAGCACGGGCUUUCUUUCCCCAACCACAUCGAGUUUCACUUUUACGCAGCGGAGGAGGGCGGCAUGCUUGGCUCGCUUGACAUUUUCAACGCGUAUUUUCUGCACAAAAAAGUGGUCGCCAUGCUCCAGCAGGACAUGACGGGCUACGUUGCAAAAUCGCUUCGCAAAGGACGGCCGGAACACUUUGGACUCAUCGCGGACUACACGUCGCCGUAUCUGAACGAAUUUUUACGGCAGGUGAUUGAGACGUACUGCCGAAUCCCUGUUUUUGAGAGCGCGUGCGACUAUCCCUGUUCCGACCAUUACAGUGCCCACAUGAACGGGUUCCCAGCAGGAAUGGUAGCAGAAGCCCAGCGCGAGUAUUGGAACCCGUACGUGCACACGACGGCCGACACAAUCGACAAGCUGAGCAUGCUGCACAUAGCGGAGCACGUGAAGCUGUGUUUGGGCUACGUGUACGAGCUCGGAGAGUACUCGUUUUAGGGAGCUAAAAAAUGAAAAUAAAUGCAUUUUUUUAAGUUGAAUUUUUGUUACUCGGGCAUCGUGAGCGCUUCGGCCUUGUCCUCCUUGUAGAGCUCGGCGUUGGUUUUCACCUGGAUGCUAAGAACUAACGCGCCGAUGCCAACGAUGCCGCCAACGCGGAAAAUCCAGCCCAAUGAGUCGUCAAACGAGUCCUUGUCGCUGUUCUGAAGUAGCUUGAACAGGAACGACGAGCCCAGCGACGAAAGCAUCUGCGGGGCUGAAACAAAGACGUUGUGGAUUGCUAGCAAAAUGCCCGAGUCGUAGACGACAUGAUCGUAUUUUGCAACCAUGACUUUUGACAGAUAGAAGCUUGUUUCUGGCGUGACAAGCGUGUUUUCAGACUCGGCGGACGACGGCACGCUCUGUUUUCUGUACUGGUCAUAGAUCUGGACAGCCUUGAUGUCCUUGAUGCGCGAAAUCUCCUCGCUGAUCAAGGCAAACGGGAUCCACACGGCACACCCCCACGGGAUCCCCAAAAACGCAAAUAGCACGAUGGCCUGGACGGAGGUGGCGAUGAAAAACGUCGAAAGGGUGGCCACAAUGAACACCACGUGAGAGUAGAUCCACAACCGACGCAUGUUGAUCCACUCGCUAUCCCUAAACCUGUCGACGAGGUACGGCAAUAGCAGGUCGACCGCGAGCGUCACGACUGCGUGGGCGAGCAGCGCUGCUGUUCCGCGCCGCACACCUUCGUCCAGCAGCCGCUGGCGCUCGUCUGCCGGCAGGUUAAGCGGGUUAUUGUAGCCGUUCUCGUACAAAUAAAGUUCCCCCACGUAGGUUGACGUGUAGAAGAGCAUCGGGAAGUAGCCAAUCCAGGCGAAGAACUCUGCGUAGCACACGAUCUUGACCUGGCGCGGCAGCCGUGCAAUCGACCGCAGCACCUGCCAGAAGAACGACUUCACCACCGUGAGCACCGUGGCGUUUUCCUCGUCGAUGCCCAUGUCCUUGAGUCGCUUUUCCUGUUUUUUGCGUUCCAUGCGGAUAGCGAGGUCGUAGCGUGGGCUGCGCUCCUUGAUCGCCCAGCAGGAGAACGCCGUAAGAACAAGCAUGAUGGUGGCCACGAGCCAGCUCAAAACCUUGAAUUGCGAGCUCCCGAGCCAGGGAAACAGCGCGGCCAGGUCCCAGGUGCCAAUCCAGAACCCAACGAUGUUGAAGGCACCAAUCAUGCGCGCGGCCCACGCGUUGGCUAUUUGCUGCUGAACACUGGGAACCACGUCGACGAUCAGCGCGCGGCACGAGGCCUGGAUGACGGCGAUGGAGAAGUCCAGAAUAUAGAUGCCAGCCGCAGCAAAGGGCACCGUGUACCGGUUGACGGUGUCUUGGUCUCGAUUAGGCAGAAACCAGCCCACAAUGUUGGCGGAAUGCGACAGAUACAGCAGCGACAGCACCGUGGCCACACAGCCUCCGAUGAUAAACGGUCUUCUUCUGCCCCAGUCGAGGUUGCACUUGUCGCUCAGCAAUCCGACAAUAGGCUGGCCAAAAGUGCCCGAGAGCGGGCCGGCCAGCCAUAUGAGGGCAAGCGCAUGUUUGGAGACACCCAGCGACAGCAGAAACGGCGUGGCCUCGCUGAACUCCGUGGACCAAGCAAGCUGCAGGGCCCCCACAAUUAGCGUGAGCACCACGAUGUAGCCGGUCGACCUGAUAGGGUUGUACAGGUCGCUCAUGUCUUGGUCAGGGUCAGCUCUCAGCUCAGAGGUGAGCGUUUGCUCCAGAGAAAUAUCCUCGUCGAGAAGGGCUUGUGUGCU